Messenger RNA from Williopsis jadinii, 657 nucleotides. RefSeq lists its product as uncharacterized. Gene Ontology annotation, cellular component: plasma membrane. The record is from RefSeq and is a predicted model, not a curated record. NCBI's taxonomy places the organism in Eukaryota, Fungi, Ascomycota, Saccharomycetes, Phaffomycetales, Wickerhamomycetaceae. The transcript is spliced from 2 exons. Gene Ontology annotation, molecular function: secondary active monocarboxylate transmembrane transporter activity. The coding region runs from base 1 to 657 and encodes 218 amino acids. Gene Ontology annotation, biological process: plasma membrane lactate transport.
AUGUGUUACCUAGUGCUUUUGAUGGUAGGAUACUCUCAAUUAGGAUUCUCUGAUGACAGGUCAAUAGUGACAGUUUGUGUUGACAAACUUGAAACUAUCGCUGGUAUGAUAAUUGGCCACUCUUCAGAUUUUAUUGGACGUCUCUUGGAAAUGAUGAUCUCUUGUGUUCGUGGUAGAUGUCAGAUAUAUCCGUGGGCAUUUAUUCAUGGAAAUGGGAUCAACACUGGUGCUAUCUUCUUGAAAUUAUCUGUUCAAAGUUCUUGGAGUGUUAUCCCUAUCCACUCAUCUGAAUUAUCACCUCCAGAAUUCCGAGUAUUCGUUGUAGGAGUCUCGUGCCAGCUAGGUAAUCUAGCAGCGAGUGCCUCCCCAACUAUUGAACCUACCAUUGGCGAGCGCUAUCCUCUGUAUGACGAGGAUGGUAACAUAGUUGUGGGGCCAUACAACUAUGGGAAAGUGAUGGUAAUAUCUGUCGGUGUAUUGGUGACAUCCUUUUUUGGGCCUGAGAAUCGCCAUGCCAGUAUCAACUUUGUUAUUUCUGAAGAAGAGAAACUGGACUUGAUGAAUCAAGGUAAAAUUGUUACUCAUAGAAUGUCCAAUGAUCUUGAAGAGCAGAUGGCAGUUGCUUACCUUAAAGAUGAUACUAAAUUGAAAUCUUAA